CGAUGGCGUGACGAUAUCACCGUCCUCUGUCGAGGGUUAUACGUAUAUCCGGCCAUGAUUCUCCGGUGUGUAAGCUCUGCCAACAAGGAUGCGAGCCUCAGGCUCCGUGGAAGGUUUCUGACGUCGGGAUCGCCCAACAAGACAUGGCGAUAGAGCGUGUACGCAUCCAGACGGCCGUUCCGCUUGGCCAUACUGGCUUUUGCAUUGCUGACUGUCACUGUCCAGCUCCUUGCGUAUGGGUAUCUUGUAUCUGUCUCGUGUAUGCUCGAUCUGUUUUCGUGGUUUUGGGUGGAUUUGGUCAGUCCAACAGCGCCAGGCUUCAUCACGAUCCAGCCACACACACUUAUAUAUAUCUGCCCUUGGCAUCCAGGCAUAUAUACGUAAAACCAACAACGGAAGUACCACGGCCUUUAAAAUUACAGAAAAUUCAUGGAAAAUCACAGCGGCACAAACUGAGUCAUCGGUUGACUUUAAAAUACAAAAAGGGGCGAGGUUGAGCGAGAAUAAAAAGAAUAAUCCGCCGUGGCGGUCGAGUUUCGAACGUGCAACCUCGAAG
Aspergillus pseudonomiae is the source of this 556-nucleotide messenger RNA. RefSeq lists its product as uncharacterized. Bases 144 to 497 code for a protein of 117 amino acids. Lineage: Eukaryota; Fungi; Ascomycota; Eurotiomycetes; Eurotiales; Aspergillaceae. The transcript has a single exon. The record is from RefSeq and is a predicted model, not a curated record.